AUAAAUUAAUUAACAUGGAUUCAGGAGGUGCAAAUACUUUUGUUGUAGAACCUAAGGAUGAAGAAAAGUGAAUUUUGAAUUCUUAUAAUUAGAUUUUAUCCUGCUAAAGUGAGAAAGGUAAUUUAAGAAAUAAUGGAUGAAAAAUUAAAAAACGAAACUUAUGAUGCUAACAACACUCCUAAUUUGGCAGAAGAAUUAGUAAAAAGAAUUAGAAGCAAAGUAAGAGAAAGUAAAUUAAUAAUUUCAAUAAUUCUAAAGCAAUAAAAAUGCCAAGAUUUAAAAUUGCUGUUUAAGUUGUAAUAGGAGAAAUUAAAGGAUAAGGAUGUAAAGUCACUUCGAAAAAUCUUUGGGAUCCAACUUGGGACAAUUAUGCAUCAUAUGCAUUUUAAAAUGUAUUUCUUCUUUAUACUAUUUAUUUAUAGGACACUAUAUAUGGAGUGGCUAUUGUAUUUGGAGUCUAUUAUGAAUGA
This is a messenger RNA of Paramecium sonneborni, 470 nucleotides long. The record is from the annotation of a GenBank genome assembly. NCBI's taxonomy places the organism in Eukaryota, Ciliophora, Oligohymenophorea, Peniculida, Parameciidae.